AUGGGGUGCGGGCUGGAAGGGACCCAAGCCGAGAUCGAUGCCAUGCUCAACCUCACAAACUACCACCGGUCGCUGCACGGGUCGCCGCCACUGGUCUGGAAUGAUUCGCUAGCAGCCACAGCCAAGGAUUGGUCAGAGCAGUGCACCAUAAAUCACUCAGAGGGGAAGUACUAUGAUGGCAACUACGGCGAGAAUACGGUGAGCGCUUUGCACCCCAACUGCGUUCCCUUGUGGACAUACUGCUUGUACUCGGAUAACAGUCAGCUGCCAUGA
Chlorella variabilis is the source of this 273-nucleotide messenger RNA. RefSeq lists its product as hypothetical. The transcript is spliced from 3 exons. Lineage: Eukaryota; Viridiplantae; Chlorophyta; Trebouxiophyceae; Chlorellales; Chlorellaceae. The coding region runs from base 1 to 273 and encodes 90 amino acids. The record is from RefSeq and is a predicted model, not a curated record.